UUCCCAAAUUUACAACCUGCAAACCUCGCAGCACAGAAAUUUCUGGAAUUGUUUUAGACGAGGUAACAUGAAGCCACGAGACCACUGUGGCACUAAAAGCCUCGGCCAGUGGCUGCUGAGACACAAUGAACGUGACGUGAUAAUGGAAACAGAAUUUGGUAAUGACUCGGACGAAGAAACUGGACAUAAUAUGGAGUCACACUAUUGCCGAUACCUGAUCCAGUCAAUAAGAUCUUUAUCUUAUUCUAUGUGUGCGCGCGUGCGCGCUGCUAUACAGUGUCAAGCUGCUAUACUUGCACCUUGUUUACUUUCAUUACUAGUUCCAUAGACGUGAUGGGAUUACUUGCAUAAAGCCUUUCAUUCUAUUGUACAAACUAUAGUGAAAGUAAGAACAUCGACUUCAUGUUUUUGUUCAUAUGCCUCAAAUUGCAUCUGUUUUCUGACUUUUCCCUCCCCACGGACCCCAGGAAGAAUAUCUGGGAUACUAUACACAACUACUUCUGAUACAAAGAAGGACACAAGGAAAUUAUAAAUGUGUAAAAACUAGUUCCUUGAGUAUUUAGUUGAAGAAUGAAGGCCCAGGGAAGAGUUUCUCUGUGUGGUGGCACUGUCGCCCCCCGGUGGCGACAAGGCAAACGACACUGAAACGUGGCCACUGAAUCACCACGCUGCUGACCGCCACGCUGACCUGUGGAUGACCUCACCGAAAUGGACAGGACAACAACAAAACAACAACUAAAGAAAACACUCCUCUCUGUCUGACUGUCUGCGGUGUGAGCGAAUUAAUUCGGAGCUUGGAGAGUUGAAGACGUGGAUGGGGAAAUGUGGCGCUACCAGAAGCCGGGGUUUGAGGCCCUCCUCCUUGCCAAGCUGCAGAGACAGCAGCAGUGCAGCCAGUUCUGUGACACGAUGCUCAAGGCAGAAGGUGUGUCAGUGCCGGCACACAGUUGUGUCGUCUCCGCCAUCAGUCCCCAUGUGUCCUCCGCUCUGUCCUCCACGCCGGCGCCCCCUGCAGGACAGAGUCGUCUCCUGGAGUUUCAGGCCAUUGGCGCUUGCACCCUGCUCCACAUGGUCAGCCUGCUGUACUCCGGGGAGAUGGCAGGGGAGGGGGAGAAGGAGAGGCAAGAGGCUAUUUCUGCUGCGGCCAAACUGGGCAUCGACGGGCUGGUGGAGGUCACGAGAAGAGAUCGUGAAAACAGAGACGAGGAAGGAGGAGGCCAGUGUGUGCAGGUGGGUGUUCAGACGGAGCCGCUAGCGUUGGAGGAGAAUGAGGGGAGGAGGGGCAAAUGGAGGCGAGAGGUGAGUGAUAGGUUCACUUUUCUGUGGAAGGAGACACCGUCAGAUGGUGAAAAGGACUCGUGGACACAGACGGAGGAGCUGCAGGUGAACACAGCCCCUUCUCUCUCAGCAGUUUCCUUUGAGACCACAGACAUGGCAGCUCUCCAGGGUGUAGGACAGACAAACUCCCAUUAUGCUCCCCCUCAAAUUCCCUACAUUCCCAUUACCCUUGUCUACCCACCAGAAAACCACACAAACCCACCUUCCUCUGCUCCUACAACCUUUAUGCAAGACUCUGCAGCAGCUGGACUCACAUCUGUUGCUGUUGUGGCACCGUCGUACAACUCCGUCCCUCCCUCUCUCCAGCCCGUCUCCACCGUAUGUGCCGCUGAUUUGAAGAGCUGUUUGAUUGGCUUUCAAGGAGCCACCAGAGAUGCCAUCGAAGGUGAAGAAUGGCCGGAAGAGCAGUUCCAGCAUUUCCAAGGCAACAUCCCAGGAUUCAUCAGCUACUUCCUGAACCCGGACAAAGAGGAGGGCUCUUGCAGGGGGCGAGCGGGGCGGAGGCGGGGGGCACGGGUGGCAAGAGCCAGGAGAGCUGGGACAGGUGAGAGACGAGCGAGGAGGCCACGGGCGACCACAGGUGGAAGGGGGAGAGGAGGUAUGAUGCAGACGGUGGAUGGGCAGGAGGUGUGGGUGGGCAAGCAGCAGAAGCUGUUCCUGCAGAGGUGUGGGGGGAGGUCAUCCAGGACGGGUCAGGGCGGUGGAGCUGCAGGCAGGAAGCUGUACCUGAACUCCAGAGAUGUCCUGAAGUCGGCCGAGAAAUGUCGGAGUAGAAGACGGCGCGGCAAAGUGUGGGAGUUCAGCCCGAGUGGAGAGUUGCUGCCACUCAUCGACAGAGGAAGGGGAGGAGGAGGAGGAGGAGGAGGAGGACGAAUGAUCACAAGGCAGCAGAUGACACAGGAAAGUCUUUCGGUUGGCGGGACCCCAAGACGGGCGAGGGCCAAGUCAACAACACCAGCUUCGCUUUCUUCCACUCCCAUGCAGCUCUACAACAUACAUACCUUAUCGAACCCCUCCCUCCAGCCGUCUCCUUCUUCUGUCCUGCAGUCACCUGCAGCCGCCUACAUGCUGCCAGCAGCAUCCCUCCUCCACACCACCUCCCUCCCUCCUCCGGCUCUGCCACCCCACGAAGAACAGCCAGAGCAAAUUGAUCGUCUUUUAGAGGAAGUGAUGAUGGGACUCGACAUUUUACCAAACAACAACAACAACAGCGCUCCUAGUUCUCAGCCACCUAUUCCCACCAGAAGCAGCAAUUGUACCUUUGCCGCCUCCAGGAAAAAUUUAACCCAAAACAAACAACAGGGCUGUACCACUGGCAUCCUGGAAGCAGGUCCAGGUUUUCAUGGGUCUACGCAAGUUGCCGCUGUAGCAAGAGAAGCCAGCAGUUCCACCUCUGCACAAGGUGAGGUACCCAUUCUGCAGCAGCAUGGAGAAGGAGGGCUGAACGUGAUGCUGGACCACUUCCUCCAGUCGUUCGAGCAACACAUUGCCGGCUGUGGUGCCAGGGAAGAGGAAGAGCUGGAUGGUGAAAGCUCCACAGAGCUUCACGCUGUCCCGAACAGACGCAAAAAAACCAAGACCCGGCCCAUAACCUCUAACUCUCCUCGUCCACAGAAUACACACUCAACCAAUCCAGUCGUACACUCUCAAACAACUGAAUUGCAACGGAGUGAUGAAGCUAUAACACCAGCCUCCGCUUCCAGUCCCGUUACCCUCAAACAUGCCGAGGAAACAUCAGGGAAAGUCAGACCACCGAGAAAACGAACGUACAAGAGAAGAAGAAAGAGGGAUUAUGUGUUCUCAUUAGAGAGAGUGAGGGUGAAGGUGAGGAAGCCAGUGACAACUAGUGACACAAAGACUAAAAUCAUUAUUGACCAAGGAGAUAAACUGCUCAGGCAGGUGGCUGUGGUGAAGCUGGAGAGGAGAGGCCUGAUGCCAGGCAGAGUUACGGGGCAGGAACACAGAUGUCGAGGACUGGAAGUCAAGAGUCCUGAAAAAAGGAAGACCAGUUCAUCAGAAAAAUGUCCGGACGACUCGUCUGUGAAGAAUCCCCCAGAGUUGUGGAACACAAAGACCUACCCAAUCAGGAGUCGGCUUCGAGAAGCAUUUGUCACGGAUAGUUUGUCGUUUCUUCAGGAGCCACUUUUAGACAAACAACAACACUACGCAAGUUCCAGGAAAAGCAGGCAGAAGAAAAAUGGACAACUUCUUAGUUCACCCAGCGAUGGGAGUUCCACACCACAAGUUCAGCUGCAGCCCUUGGAGCCCUGCGCCACAAAUGAACAACUAGAGAAAAAUCAAGAGAGACUUUUGGCGGAAUUCCCCGUCCUGCCAGAGGAAGAGGCAGAGGGACCUUCAGGGAGGGGAAAGAAGAGGAGAGCGGAGUCAGGGGGGGACACAAGCGACGACGCCACUGUGGCCAAAAGGGUAUGCUUUGAGCAAAUGACAGAGCCGACCUCUGAAACAUGCACACGCAGCUCUGAAGCUGCAGACUUUGUCUCUGAAAAAGCAACCACACGGGCAGAGGAGGUGAUUGAUGUGGAGAGUUUGAUGGAUGAAGAGGCGAAGAGCAGCAGCGAUGAGAUAAUCGACGUGGACGGAGACACCGAUGGAGGAACCGACCUGGAGGACCAGACAGUCAACUACCACUGCAGAACUGUUCCAACUACGUCACACAGUGUGCGGUCGCCAGGGAGCUGGGAAGAUGAGGACGUCGAUGUGAUCGGUGUUCCCAGCCCCUUUCAUGAGCCGCUGAUCAUCAGCUGGACCGAGGCGUCCGAUGGAGACGAAGAGGACGGAGACGAGGACGAAGACGAGGACAUCGACGUUGUAGGAGAAAAGACAGACUGCGCUCCAUCAGUGGUCUUUGCUUCCGUGAAUAAAGGUGGGCUUGUUAAUUGAACACAUCCGGCUGAGGUGCUCUUGGGUUAAUGUCUAUGACAUCCAGCCAAGUAGGUACAUUUUCUUUUCUCAACAGUUUGUGUUAUUUCCUACAUUUCCCAGAAAAUAUUCCUGAAUUUGUUUCAUUGAGCCGAGCGUUUCAGGGGCCAGAACAAAAUUAAUAGUGACAGAGAUAAAGACAAACACGAUUUCAUCAAAAAUGAUAAUUAGUUGUUAAUUAAGUGUCUUCUUGUUUUUGUUGUGUUCAUCUGACAAUCACAAGAGGAACAUUUGUUUUCCAAUUCCACUGAUGUUUAGGAAAAUGAAAGCUGUAAGUAACAGUUUGUUCAGAGUGGAAAAACAGAUUCACGAGGUGAAGAGAGACAGAUUUGCAUCAUUGUGCAUAAAAAAGCUAAACUGAUGAACCCAAUGAGGACUUUAGAGUCCGUGUUCUCUUGAGUUGAUUACAUGUUCAUGUUUUGAACUAUACAUUUAGCCAUUGGUUUUAUAUAAAGAGUUCCAAGCUUGUUGAUUCUAGGUUCAGUAAUUUGUUGCUGUUAAACAAAUAUGUUCAGAAAAGUUUGUUUUAACUGUUAAGUGUUGAAACCAACACAAACCAAACAGUCAAGAAAGAGAUUCUCUGAAAGAAAAUCUGGUUCAUCUUUCUGUCAAAGGAAUCAAGAGUGUUUUAUUAGUUGUAAAUAUGACUGUGACUGUAUUAGUUGUAUAUAUUAUUCAUAAUGUCAGCCUCUGUUCUGCCACAGUUUGCAAAUGUUCCAGGAAAACUCUUGUCUUCCUUGUUAUACUGUCAAGUAAUAUUUGACAGUGUUUCCUCGUGGCACUUGUCAGUCCAGGACUCUGAUUUCUACAAUAAAAAAAAAAAUGUCCUUGCUCCGUUUCAGGUCUAUAACACAUCAGUUUCCAAAAGUUGAAAAUAUAGAUUUAUACAUUAGGGUAUUAGUGGACGCCAUAAGUGAAGAUGUUCCUCCUGUUUCUUCUCCUAUCCUGACCCAAUUUUAUUAUUCACCCUCUUUUAUUUUGCUGUCUGUCUAAUUUCGCACCUUCAAUUUUUAGUUUGGCAGGUAUAGUUUUAAAUACACAUACAUAUAUGUGGCGAAAGGCUUUGAGCAAAUGUGGCUUCAAAUACCACUUGGUUCGUAGUUCCAUCAGAUCAGUGGGCAGCUAGACUUCCUGUCAGGUGCAGUCUGAAAAUUUCAAAACAUCAAGUUAUCAAGUCUCCCCUGCCAGCAUCUGCAGCCAUUUUGAUAAUUUCUCAUACACAUGCUCUUAUCAAUAAUGAAAACAAGAAAAUGUGAAGUG
This is a messenger RNA of Scophthalmus maximus (turbot), 5538 nucleotides long. RefSeq lists its product as uncharacterized. NCBI's taxonomy places the organism in Eukaryota, Metazoa, Chordata, Actinopteri, Pleuronectiformes, Scophthalmidae. The transcript has 6 exons. Gene Ontology annotation, molecular function: protein binding. Gene Ontology annotation, biological process: positive regulation of transcription elongation by RNA polymerase II. The coding region runs from base 823 to 4239 and encodes 1138 amino acids. The record is from RefSeq and is a predicted model, not a curated record.